Molecule: messenger RNA, 1462 nt
Organism: Helianthus annuus (common sunflower)
Lineage: Eukaryota; Viridiplantae; Streptophyta; Magnoliopsida; Asterales; Asteraceae
Product: pelargonidin 3-O-(6-caffeoylglucoside) 5-O-(6-O-malonylglucoside) 4'''-malonyltransferase
Exons: 1
Coding region: 36-1325 (429 amino acids)
Source: RefSeq, a predicted model, not a curated record
AGGAUGAAUGAAUACAUCAAUCAUUUAUUUCAUCAAUGGUGAUGGCAAUGAAGAUUGAAAAACAAUCCAGCAAAUUAAUAAAACCCUUUGUUCAAACUCCUCCUACACAAUCUCACUACAAGUUGGGCUUCAUCGACGAGUUAGCUCCUGCCCAUGAUACUGGCAUCGUUCUGUUCUUUGCCGCUAAUAGCAAUCACAACCCCAACUUUGUUGCCCGACUUGAAAAAUCGCUUGGAAAAACCUUAACACGACUCUACCCUCUUGCGGGUAGAUACGUUGAAGAAACUCAUAGUGUUGAUUGCAAAGACCAAGGUGCUGAGUUUAUACACGCCAAAGUUAAUAUCAAACUUCAAGAUUUUCUUGUCUCCGAAGAAAACGUUAAGUUUACUGACGAAUUCAUUCCAUCCAAGAUAGGGGUUGCUCGUCAACAAAGUGACCCGUUACUUGCAACUCAAGUAACCACCUUUGAAUGUGGAGGUGUGGCAAUUGGUGCAAGUGCUACACACAAGAUUGUUGAUGCUUCCACUCUAUGCACAUUUGUAAACGAAUGGGCUGUUACAAAUCGAGAAGAAAAUGAGAUUGAAUUCAAAGGGCCUGGUUUCAAUUCAUCCAUAUUGUUUCCUAGUCGUGGUUUAAGCUCUAUACCAUUUCCAUUUAUAAACAUUGAGAUGUUAAACAAGUAUACAAAAAAGAAACUUUCAUUCAGUGGGAGUGCAAUAUCAAAGAUGAAAGCAAAGUGUUCAAAUAGCACCCGCCAACGGUCAAAGGUACAAUUGGUAUCAGCAAUCAUUUGGAAAACUUUCAUGGGUGUUGAUCUAGCAAUACACAAUCAUCAAAGACAUUCCAUACACAUUCAGGCAGUAAGCUUGAGGGGGAAAAUGGCAUCCUCAAUACCCAAAACUUCUUGUGGGAAUCUUUGUGGGGCAUGUACCACAGAAUGUACAACUCUUGAAAGAACUGAAGAACUGGCAGACCGUUUAACUGAUUCUGUCAAGAAAACUGUAACUAAGUACUCGAAGGAGCGCCAUGACUGCGAAGAAGGACAAGCGAUGGUUUUGAAUUUAAUAAUGUCAAGCAUGGACAAUAUUAGUGAAUCUACUAAUGUUGUCUUCACAACUAGUUGGUGUAAGUUUCCUUUUUAUGAAGCUGACUUUGGUUUCGGAAAACCUACUUGGGUUGCCCCUGGUAUCGUACCGGUUCACCAAAUGACGUAUAUGAUCGAUGACGCUGAAGGUACUGGAGUAGAAGCAUAUGUCUAUCUUGAAGUUAAAGAUGUGCCUUAUUUCGAAGAAGCUCUAGAACAUGCUAUUGCUUUCGGAGCAUAAAGUUUCUAGAUUAUAAAGAUGUGUCUUUCGUUUCUUUGUAUCUAUAAUCUGUUUAUGUGGCUUGUUAUAUUGAUAUAUUGGGCCUUACCCAUGUUUUAUAUGGUGUAAUAGCAAGUUUGUUUCAGUAUUUAACCUAA